UCUUGAGCUCGCUUCUGCACCAGGAUCUUUCAUACUGCUUCCGCUCCGCAGUUUAUGACUUCCACUUUCCCGGGCGUCACGUUGAGUUUGCCAUGCUGCCUUUCUUGGAUUCUGUUGCAACGUCUCGGGCGGGGAUGCUUCUAAGCAUGCUCCCACCGCCCACCAAACCUGAUCUGUUUCUGGAAGAGGACAUCCCAGCAUCAGAAGCUAUGACCUCUGUGGUUUCCGCCAAGGAGAAAGAGGUGAUCACUGUCAAGUCCGAUUCCAUUUUGGUCGCAGGUGACUUCGAGUUGACGUUGAAGUCUCCAAGGAAUUCUUUUUAUGAAGACUUCACGAGAUCGACCAGAUCGACCUGCGAUUGUGGCCAUCCCAUGAAACCGGAUCGUUCGACGCACGAUGACUACGUUCGCGAGCUGGAGGCUCGCUUGCAGGCAGUGCACCGCGCUCCCAGGAAGCUGUCGCGCGCGGUGAAGUGGCGACGUCAUCUUGAUUUCUGUGAAGACUAGGAAGACUGGGCUGGUUUUCAGACGUCUAUUCGAUCGGCCAAACCACCGCCAUCAAUCUCAACAGAGUGACAAGCUUUUUCCUCUUGGGUGCAUAUGUUAUUCUUGAGAGGAACUUGCCCCGGGCCAAGAUACGAGGUGUAGCACUGGAGAAUGCAGAACCAAGGUUUUUU
This is a messenger RNA of Cladocopium goreaui, 676 nucleotides long. The record is from the annotation of a GenBank genome assembly. NCBI's taxonomy places the organism in Eukaryota, Dinophyceae, Suessiales, Symbiodiniaceae.